This is a messenger RNA of Eublepharis macularius, 1051 nucleotides long. It is a transcript of the gene RABIF, whose product is annotated as RAB interacting factor. Gene Ontology annotation, molecular function: zinc ion binding; guanyl-nucleotide exchange factor activity. The transcript is spliced from 2 exons. Lineage: Eukaryota; Metazoa; Chordata; Lepidosauria; Squamata; Eublepharidae. Gene Ontology annotation, biological process: small GTPase-mediated signal transduction; post-Golgi vesicle-mediated transport. Bases 1 to 399 code for a protein of 132 amino acids. The record is from RefSeq and is a predicted model, not a curated record. Gene Ontology annotation, cellular component: cytosol; membrane.
AUGGCGGCGCCCGGUUCGGAGAUGGAGACGGCGGCAGCGGCGGGACUGGAGGAGCUGGUGUGCGCCCGGGGGCGCAACCGCAAGGCAGUGCUGUGCCAGCGUUGCGGCUCCCGCGUCCUUCUGCCUGGGGCAGCUGUCUUCGCCCGCAGAGAGCUUUUCCUUCCCUCCAUGAAGAAGAAGACAGCACUGGUGGCAAACAGUGACCCAGAUGGAGAUGUGCUGCAAGACCACUGGCUGGUCAAUGACAUGUUCUCUUUUGAAAAUGUUGGCUUCACUAAGGAUGUUGGAAACAUCAAGUUUCUGAUCUGUGCAGACUGUGAAAUUGGCCCCAUUGGCUGGCACUGUUUGGAUGACAAAAAGAGUUUCUAUGUGGCCUUGGAUCGGGUGUCCCAUGAAUGAGGUGCUGAAGCAUGACUAAAGACAAAUGACUGGGUGUCCUAGCAGCUGGCUCAUUCCACAUUAUAAAUAUCCUGUUAGUUUGUAAUGUCACUGUGCAGCCCUGAAAAUGGCAAAAAAAAAAAAAGAGGUGCCCUACCAUGGUGCUUCAAAAGAAGGAUCUGUAUACAUAUUGCAAAUGAGUUGCAGCUUCCUUGAACCUCUCCCUUCCCUUUUCAGUGUCAUCCUUAUUUCUGUUCCAGGGUAAUAUAGAUUCCUCAGGUAUAUUCUGAGAUGAAGACUUUGGCAGUUCACCAUCUUUAAUAAUUGAAACACAAAAUUAAAUACGGUUGAAGCAUUUGUCCUUUGAAGAGUAAAUGUAGAAAACAGUUCCUUUCAGCAGCGCAUAACCAGAUUUAAGGCUUUCUGGUAUAUUUUGGACCAAAGGGUGUACCUCAUUUGACUAUGUUUACAAGCAUUGCUGCUAUAUUUCUGUCAGUUUCCAUUUUGUAACAUGAUCUGGAUAAGCUUGUGCUUUUAUUGAAAGCUGUGUCCUGAUUGAUGGACACUGCAGAUUUGAAAAAAGUUGAAUGAAAGUCACAGACUACAAGAAAUUGAUGUCACUGACGUCUCAAAGCAUUGUGAAUAUUUUUAUUUCAUUAAAUUUAAAUCUGUA